Molecule: messenger RNA, 2772 nt
Organism: Adineta steineri
Lineage: Eukaryota; Metazoa; Rotifera; Eurotatoria; Adinetida; Adinetidae
Source: the annotation of a GenBank genome assembly
AUGUCGAAUUUUUCUAAAGAUCAUCCAUCAAUUCGUGUUUUUGCACCACCGGGUGGUCGUACUGCUAAUAUAUUUGGUGUACCAGAACCUGAACCACCAAUGUCAAUAAAGAAAAAUCAUAUGGAAUCAGAUAUUUUCGGUUGUAAAAAAGAUAAUACUGGUUUUGUACCCGUCAAACAAACACGUAAUGUAACAAAUAAUAUCUAUGGAAAUGAACCUGAACAGAGCGUUCAAAAAUCGAAUAUGUAUUCAAGUAAAAAUAAAUCAACUAUAUUUGAUGAAGCACCACCUCAACAACCAUCAAAUAAACCUGAUCGUCAACGAUCAGAUAUAUUCGGUACAAAUGAACCUACACAAUCAGCAUCAACACGUGUAGUUUCAGAAAGAUUCAAGUCAAAUAUAUUUGGUAAUGCAAAUGAUGAUGUACAAACAAAACGUCAACCAGGUACACGACAAGGUUUACGAGUGGGUUAUAAUCCAAUCAAUGGUGAAUCUUAUUCAACUAAAGAUGGUUUAAAUGCAAAAAUUGAACAAUUAGAAAUUAAAGAUAAUGAAAAAGAAUCAGAUGAUAUAAUUAAAACAUCUGAAACAGACGAAGAACAUGGAGAACAACAACAAGUUGAGAAUGGUAAAACUGAAACAAAUGUAAAUGCUAGUGAAAAUGGUGAUGCUGAAACAAAUGUAAAUGCCAAUGAAAAUGGCGAUACACAAGUAUCCAUUGAGAAACCUUCUAAUGGUACUACUAAUGGUACUAAUGGACAUAGUACUGCGAAGAAUGGACAUACCAGUGUUCGUGUAUUUCAUCCACCUGGUGGUCGAUCAAAUGGCCCACUUUGAAGUCAAAAUAUGAUCUCAAACGGUGCAUUAGAUGGUGAAAUGUAUGGAGUUUCACCAUUUCAGCAAGGAAGAACAUUUAUGACACCACCACGUAAUCCACCAGUUUAUUAUAAUAAUCCGAGUUAUUCCCAACCAUCUAUGAUGACACGUGAUGGAACAUUGAAUAAUCCUGGUGCUGGUGCUAAUCCAAAUAAUACUAGUGCCUACUUAUCCGAUUUACAUUCACAUUCAGUACAAAACAAAUUUUCACAUCCUAACAGUAUGAUGGGUACAUCUCGUUUAGCUCAUCUUGGUGUUAGUGGUCCAUUUAGUAGUCUUGGUCCUGUUUCCAAUCAUGUACGCAAAAGCUUACAAAUGACAAUCGAUGCCGCAGCCGUGGAUAAUAAUGCACGCAUAUCGCCCGAAAAUAAUCUUGAUUUUUAUGCUUAUUCACAAGCAGCACCAUACAGUAUGCAACAAUUGUCUGAUGAUGAUCUGCUUAUUGGUGGUACAAGUCAUGAUGAAAAAGAACGUACAAUACCACCUGAUAUGCCAUCUGUACGACAGGCACGACCAGAUUUUGCAUAUUUUAUGAGUGAUGAAUUGAGAGGUGAAUUACUCAGGCGUAAUCAGAUAUUAACUGCAUGUGCAAAUCUUGAUGUAGCUGGAGCUAUGCCAGAACGCGUAGGUGAUUACUACAAUUUAGUACCACUUGAUAGUAGUCAAGCUAAUGUCCCACAUAAAUCCCGUACAUUUCGUUAUCAAACUAUUAGUUAUAAAGCAACACAUAUACGAACUAAUGCUGUAUGUUAUUUAAAAAGAAUAAUGGGAUGUAAAUUACCAACAACACGCCUUUAUGAUGUUGUUGAAGCAUGGAAAAAAAUCGCUCAUGCUAAUAUUGUACAAUUACGUGAAGUUUUUUUAACAAAAGAUUUUGAUGAUGAACAACCUUCUAUCGUUUUCGUCUAUGAUUUUAUUCCAAGUUGUGAGACAUUACAAAAACGACAUUUUAAUGCAAGUAAUAGUUUACUUAAAGGCUGGGCAAAUCCUUAUAAUAUAUCUGGUGAAGAUCGUCCAUUCAGCGCUGGCAAAGGAACAAGUCAAACAGGUUUAUUAUCUGAAUCACUUAUUUGGGAAUAUGUUGUACAAAUAUCUUCAUUUAUUCGAACAUUACAUGGUGUAUCACUUGCUUGUCGAUGUUUGCAUUUAUCAAGAAUACUUGUAGAUGGCGAUUCAAGAAUAGGACGCGUAAAGUCUAGAAUAUGGCUUAGUGGUGUAGGUAUUGCCGAUAUUCUUGAUGGAGCAAUUAAUGGCACUGUUCAUCAACAUAUACAAAAUGACUUACAAGAUUUCGGUCGUUUAAUAUUAAUGUUAGCAUGUAAUUCAAUUGUAGGCGCACAAAAAGAACACCUACAAACAUCAUUAGAAAUAGUCCAACGAAAUUAUUCACAUGAUCUUAAAAAUCUUAUUCUACAUUUCUUAUUACCAACAAAUACAUUGAAACCAAAAAAUAUUAAUGACUGUAUGCCAAUGAUUGGUGCACGAUUUUAUGCACAGAUUGAUAAUUUACAUGUACGCGGAGAUAUUCUUGAAAAUGAAUUGGCUAAAGAACUUGAUUGUGGUCGUUUGUUUCGUAUGAUUUGUAAACUUGAUGCACUUCUUGAACGACCAGAACACUCAAUGAAUCAAGCUUGGUCUGAAACAGGUGAUCGUUAUAUAUUAAAAUUAUUUCGUGAUUUUGUAUUUCAUUCAAUUGGUUUCGAGGGUGAACCCAUUGUUGAUAUCGCACAUAUUGUUCAAUGUUUAAAUAAAUUUGAUGCAGGUUCACAUGAUAAAAUCUGUCUAACAUCACGAGAUGAACAGAAUGUUAUUAUUGUUAGUUAUUCUGAAUUACAUCAAGCUUUUGAACGUGCUUUUACUGAAUUAAUGAAUUAUGGAACAACAGGAUCAUCUUAA